This is a messenger RNA of Lytechinus pictus (painted urchin), 12116 nucleotides long. Its product is annotated as intermembrane lipid transfer protein VPS13A-like. Bases 249 to 11030 code for a protein of 3593 amino acids. Gene Ontology annotation, cellular component: extrinsic component of membrane. NCBI's taxonomy places the organism in Eukaryota, Metazoa, Echinodermata, Echinoidea, Temnopleuroida, Toxopneustidae. The transcript has 80 exons. The record is from RefSeq and is a predicted model, not a curated record. Gene Ontology annotation, biological process: protein targeting to vacuole; protein retention in Golgi apparatus.
AUCCCAAAGUCUGAUACAAAUGGGGAUUCCCGGUUGUAAUGUCGCGAGCGGUGGGGAAACAAACAACAGGAAUUUCUACUGUUUUUACUGAUCCCACACCAGAAAUUUACCUACAGAUAAAUGAUUUCCAACUAACUCCAUGAUAAUUGCAUCCAUGCCUUAUGCCAGGCAGCAGUCAGUCACAAGUAUUGUGAGUAGUCUUUGGAAGAGACUCUGAUUUUCAAAAGAGGAAGACCUUAAAGCCAAUCAUGGUGUUGGAAUCCCUGUUAUCAAGUGUACUCAACAAGUACCUGAGCAAAUACAUCAGGAAUUUGGACUGUCAUAAUCUUGAACUUGGCAUCUUUGACAGCAGCUUAGAACUCACAGACCUAGAGAUAAAGCCAGAGGCAUUGGCUCAACUGAAUCUUCCAAUAGAAGUUGUUGCUGGUCAUAUAGGAAGAGUAUGCAUUGACUUUUCAUGGACAGGCCUUUUCUCUGAGCCAGUAGUGGUCAACGUUGAAGACCUCUUGGUGCUGGUCAGUCCGGUUGCUGACCGUCCAUACGAUGAAGAGAAAGCAAGAAAUGCCGAGAAUGCGGCCAAACAUCAGAAGCUUGCAGCCAUUGAAGCAUCCAAGAAAGCUGCUUCAAGCUCAGACACAAAAAGCAAGAGUCAAGAUCUGUCAUUCAAAGAGAAGUUAACUGCUGCAAUCAUAAACAAUAUACAGGUGAAUGUCUCCAACAUACACAUUCGAUAUGAAGAUAACAGCACCUACCCUGGGAAGCCAUUUGCAUUUGGUGUUGCUCUGCACCGUAUCUCGGCCCAGACAACUGAUGAAGAAUGGGAACCAACUCAGCUGGAUGCUACGGCCAAGAUCAUGAGAAAGCUGUUGGAAGCAAUUGGGUUUUCAGCCUAUUGGAACACCUCAGUGCAACAUCCAGUCUCUGGCUAUGUCAGGAGUGGGCAAUGGAAGGAGAUCCUUAGAAGUUCCAUCCUUAGUCAUGAGAUCAAAGGUCAACCAUUUGACUUCAUCGUUGAACCAGUCACCACUACAGCCAGGCUGACCUUCGACAAGUCCGACCCUACGACGGACUACACCAACCCUCAGGUCAUGCUAGACAUCCUCACGUCUGCCCUCACCAUCUCAUUGUCACGGCAACAGUAUCUCAACGUCAUUGACCUCGCCCAGUCUAUCCAGCUCCUGGCUGUUAACGAGAGAUACAGGAAGAACAGGCCAGGUGUCGGGGUCCGAGGCAACGCUAAGAAAUGGUGGCACUAUGCAUACAAAUCCAUCUUGGAGGAGCAUAUCCGUCCUUGGUCUGCCCCCAGGAUAGAAGCCCACCUUGAGAUCUACAACACCUACUGGCAGAAGUACAAACAGAAACUAGUCUUACAGGAAGCCAAACAGAGCACAGAGGCACUGGACAGGAAGUUAAGGGGUCUGGAGGAUAGACUAGACUUGACUAACAUCAUCGCAGGCAGAGAGAGGGCCAAGACAGAGUUCAUCAGGGAGAAACCGGAGAGAGACAGAGCAAGGAGGAAAAAGAAAGCUGAAGAAACCAACUGGUUUAUGCGUCUCCUAGGUUACGGGGAUGAAGAUGAAGAAGAGGAGGAAGAGGAUGAUGAUGAAGAUUUAUGGUCUAAGCUGACAGAGGAAGAGAAGGCCAAGGUGUAUGCUGGGAUAGGAUAUGAAGAGUCAAGAGAGGGCAGCAGUGUGGAUGCUAGCCCCAUCCCUGUACAGUAUGUAAGGACAAAAGUGAGCUUCCUGCUUGAUCGGUGUACAGUUUCCUUGAAGAAUCAGAAUGGAACUAUACUCAGAGGGUUAUUACAGAAUGUACAGGCAGGAGUACAACUUAGACCAGUCAACAAUGCAGUCCAUGUGAUGCUGAGUACAGAUGCCAUGCGUGUAGAGGGCGCCCUCCUCAACAGAGAGCUGGUGCCUCUGAUCUCCUCAGAGAAGCUUCAUCCAGACACCUCCAUGACGUCUCAGGUCUUCAGUGUGGACUUUGAGACCUCUCCGUUGACAGUCCCUGCAGACUUGGCUCUGGCCAUCACCUCGGAACCCGUUGAUGUGGUGUACAAUCAGUAUGCAGUCUCGGAGCUCAUCGGCUUCCUCAAGGUUGAUAGCUUGGAUCUGUCCGGUCUCAAGUCCGCUGCUUACGCUGGGGUCCAGGAACUUGCCAAGGCCUCACAGAACAAUCUUCUCUAUGCAAUACAACAUCAUAAAACAAUCCAGAUUGACUUUGAUGUGAAGUCUCCAAACAUCAUCAUUCCAGAGCAUGGUUCCCUUGACCUGGGGGGCUAUCUGCUCAUCCUAGACCUUGGUAGUCUACGGGUUAACAGUGAGCUGCAGAAGGACACAACAGCCCUUGAAGAUGCAACUCCUACAGAGAUAGAGGCAAGACUCUAUGACAAGUUUGUCAUCAGAAUCACAGAUAUACAAGUCCUACUUGUUGAGCAAGGUGCCGACUGGAGGGAAGCCCUUCAGGCCAGAGAGUCUAGACAUCAUAUCUUACCUGGUUUAUGCCUUCAGAUCAACACUUUCAUUAGUGCUAAGCCAGACUACAAACAACUUCCACAGCACAAAAUAGAAGCAGUACUACCGUCGCUGAAACUUUUGAUAUCAGACUCCAAGAUCCAAGCUCUUGUCAAGUUUGCCAAGAAUGUCCCACUUCCAGAGGUCCAACCAAGCACCAAUGACAUUCCAUACAGGACACCAAUGCCAUCCAUCGACGUCAAAGCAGUGAAGUCUGAGAUGUCCACAGCUGCCUUGCGCCGUACCAAGAGACUCAUGCUAUGGAGUAGGAAAACCAGGAUUGCUGGUACAACUCUACCUACCAGGAAGGUUACCAAUGUAGACGAACUAGAUAGCGCCCCUGCCAAACCACCUUCCCCUCCUGUAGCCCCACUCAAAGGUGAUGUAUAUUACACAGCAUCGGAUCAUUCCGAUGAGGACAUCCAACACUGGGCAGCCUCCUCCCAGGUUCCAAGGUUUGAUGAUAAUGAUUCCGCUACCAACCAGACACACACACUUCUUAGAUUCGUCAUCAGAGAGGUUGUGGUGUCCAUUUCUAAGCCAAGCACCAGUAUACUACCCUCCCCAGCUAGCAGCGGAGAUAGGAGUACCAGUCCAGCUCCUCCCUCCCCCACCGAGACUGGAGAGUCCGAGUACCUAAGCCUUAGGAUAGACUCUGUCUGUGUGGACGUAGCCCUGAGUACCUACGGCCUGGCUCUUCAUAUGGGACUGAGGGGCAUCCAAGUCAUUGAUAAGUUUCAUAUAGGUCCAGAUGGCACGUAUCUUCAUUUGCUCAGCUCAGCAGCAACUUCAGAGUUAUUUUCUGUCCUGUACAGAAAGGUUGAUUCAAAGUGCCCUGAUUUCAAUGGCUACUAUGGAUCUACAGAGCAAGCUGUGGUCGUCAACUUCAGUGCUCUCAAUAUCUUGUUCCACAGAACAGCUGUGCUCUUCCUGAAGAAAUCCAUCACAGAGAUGAUUACAAGCCUGAGUUCUAUCUCUCUAACUGAGAAGGUUGGAUCAUCAUUGACAUCAGACCCCGAACCUACCCCACCAAGUCCAGAAACAGAGCAAGAGACAGAUCUUUCAGCCAAACCCCAAGCACCCAAGGCUCCUGUCAGAGGCAUCAUCAGGUUCUACGGUGAGGCCACCAUGGAGUAUCUAUGCAUCACGCUGACUGACGUCUAUGAGUCUCUGGCCAAUGUCUAUAUCAGGGGGUUGCAGUUCUCUCUCAUAGACAAGGAUACAAGGAUGACUGUCAAAGCAAGAUUGAAAGAUUUCUCCUUUGAGGAUGCAGUUGUUGAUACGCCUUAUCCCAAGAUCAUAUGUCUACAGGACCAGACUGCUAUUGAUAUUAGGUUUGUCCAGUUCAAGCAACCCACCCGUCAGCCCAUCCCCACCAUCAUCCCACCAGACCCUGGGGCCUCUACGGGACCCACCCACGUCCAGCUAGACUACAGCCUCAAGGUCAGGCUAGGGAGUAUACAGGUAGUGCUACUCGGACCUUACAUCAAGGAACUAUUGUCUUUCUUUGAACCAUUCAUCAACCAAGGUGCUAUUGAUACAGCGAAAGAGGCAUCUAGCAAAGCAGUUCAGACAGUGGACGAGAUGCAGCAGACCGGGAUGAAAGUAGGACUAGACAUCAAGAUCCGUUCCCCUAUCAUCCUGGCUCCCGAGAAGCCGAACUCCGCCCAUGCCUUGGUGGCCAACCUCGGCAACCUGUCAAUCAUCAGUUCAUUUGAUACGGAGGGAGGGAUCGAGUCGCCGGAUGGGCGGGCCAAAGUGACAGCCCCCCUUAUGAUGUAUAUUACUACGAGACUCACAUCUGUGCAGAUAUCAAGAGCUGUAAUCCACGCCAAUCAGACUAUUGGUUCUUAUCGUCUUAUUGUUGAACCUGUGGAACUUCGUGUUGACCUCAGCCGACCUGUUGACCCCGACGUGGCUGCAGUGACCCCACUGAGAGUCACUGCAAAUCUUGAGAUCGUACAGAUCAACAUCGGAGAACAAGAUAUAGUUACAAUUUUGGCAACGCUGAGCGAAAAUCUGAUGGCGCCCCCUCGGGUUGUGGCAGAAGCAAUGAUUGAAGAAACCUUAGCUACCACAGAGGCAGAAGUUCAUGAAAGUCUUCCAGCUAGCAGUGUCUCUCCACCGGCCAUCACCCCACCUCCUAAACCCAAGGACAUUAAACCAAGGAAGACCAUGUUCAUUCAGUUUGUCAUGGAUGGAGCGGAGCUAGAGUUCUAUACCAAUGAACAAAGAUUGCAAAGGAGUGGAAAGGGUGUAUCUUCCCGUGACCCGAGGAACGGUCUGUCUCGCUUCAGACUCCAUCAGGUCACUGGAGCAAUGUCAGCCUACAGUACUGGAGCCACGAAUGUCUCUGCCAGUAUACUCACAAUCACCCUGGAAGAUAUUCGACCUAACAGCCCUCUAGCUAUCAGACAGUUACUCCUGAAGAGCAGUAAGAAAGCCAGUCGACGUACGUCAGCCCCUGGGAGCCCUCCGUCCCCUAAGGUUACCCCAAUGGUAGAGUUCACUUAUACUCAGGAUGAGAAUCAGCUACAAAGCAUUGAUUUCAUCAUUGAAGGUGUCAGAGUUAACAUCUUUGUGCACUACCUGUUGGCCAUCUAUAACUUCCUAAGUAGUGCGUUGACCCAGAGCAAGCUGGAAUCACCGCUCAGUCCCAGCGGUGGGCAGACAUCCAGGCAGUCAUCUAGGACACUUUCAGUGCAAGGAGGUCCGGUCGGUCAGAGCGUAAGCCAGUCAGAAGGCUUGAACCUCAGAGCUACGACCCCAGCAAGAACGACCUCUAGGUCACUCCAGGUCAAAUGUCAGCUGAGGAGGCCAGAGAUUGUGUUGUUUGAUGACCCUACCAGUCAGAACAGCCAGUGUCUUGUCCUAAGGAGUGUGGGAAAGUUUGCCUAUAAGAGCAGUGAGAUUGGUCAACAGAUUGUUGCCAAUUUGGAUAAAGUACAGAUCUUUUCCUGUGUAUAUUCCCUAGCAGUGCGGACAGCAUAUCAGGUGCUUGAACCGUGUGCCGUGACCUUUACCCGGGUCACGACCCCAGACCAGGGUGACUUGAUGACCGCUGACUUCACUGAUGUAUGCCUUCAUUUAUCACCUAGAGUGGUCUAUGUGGUAAGGGGCGUGACUGAGGCCCUAGCAUCGGUCACGCAGAAACCAGCCAGCAAUCGACAGCUCCUAGAGGAUUAUGAGCACGAGGAUCUAUGGGGCCCUAAACCCAUAUUCUCACAUAGCUUCCAUAAACGCAAAGGGAGUAUGAAGAACAUGGUUGACUUUGCCCCGCCUACUGAACCCACCACCACACCCAGGCAGAAGCUUACCAUCCAGCUGCCCAGGUUUGAAGCAUACAUGGAGCUAGAAGAAGCCCUGGACCAUGUGGCCCUGCUCAGGCUGAGCUGUGGGUUCCAUGCCUCAAUCAUUGACUGGUCAUUUAACUUGAGAGCUGAGGCUGAGAUGCACAUGGGUAUGACGUCCUACAAUGAAAAGCUUUCAGUGUGGGAACCCAUCGUUGAACCGGUUAUGGAAAAGGAGGGAGAUUAUAGAGCAUGGGAAGUCACUGCAAAGCUUACCCGAGCAGAGAGCCACCCCAUCAAGUGUUACAGCAUGUGUGAUCGUAGUCCAGAUGGUCCACAGGACAGUGUUGAUGGAGGCAUCCAGCUGGUUCACACCCCAGGCUCCUACCCUGUGACUGAGACAGACUCGGAUAGCGACACAACCAGUGAGACGGAACUGGAGUGGGAUGGGCAUUACAGUAGUAGCUUCCUCAGCAGUGACAUUGCAAGCCCUCAGGAUGAAGACAGAAACCCUCCACAAGAGAGCAAGUCAGAGAACGAAGAUGAGGACGAAGAGAACGAUGGAGGAUUCUUCAACAAGGUGGAGAAUAUAUUCAGGGAUAUCUUUUCAAGUGAUUCUGAGGAAGAGGAAGAAGCUGCAGGAGGAGGAAGAAGUGAAACUGAUGGCGGUAGGAGAAUGGAGUUGGCUUUGUCAGGUGGAGUCAAUACAGGACAGUGUGAUAGCGGGAUAUCAUCAUCGACAAGGAACUCAAACUCACUAGCCAGCUCGGAACCAAGAGAUGAAAUAGACAGUGAUACAGAGGUUACUGAUGUGGAGGUGAUGGCCAAUUACAUCAUCCUGAACUCACAGGACAAGCUUCAAGUCACAGUGACUCCGGUCUCGCUUGGAGUCGUCAAGGACCUUGCUGAAGCUUUCAGUACAGUUCCUGAACCUCAGUUACAGAUAAUGCGAAAUGUACAAGAAGCAUCCACUCAAAUUGUCAAUACUACAGGUCUGAAUGCAAGACUACUAGUGCCUUCAUCUUUUAUUGAGAAUGCCGAUUCGGUUGGUAUCAGCUUGGUACCCAUCAACGGGGGACUUGUUGCGCCAAGCCGAGCCAACAACCAACCCCUCACCCCAGAGGAGACCCGUGGGGUUGACACCACUGAUGCAGCCACGCCCGACGAUCCCCUAGAAACAGAAGGGCUUGAUGACUUAGAGGACCUUGUGAGAACCUCAAAGUACUGCAAGGACAAGUCCCAUGUAUCCUGCAUCUCAGCUGACGAUACAGACAGCGGUGCUCAGGACGUCAAUCAAAACGGUGUCACACUAGAGGUUGAUGGAUUCCGUUCUUUGACUAAUCUGAUUCCUGCCGUAGCUGGCACUUCUCUCUAUCCUCUCUCUCCUUCUAACUCACAGUCUGAUAAGGUAUAUGGGAUUGUACGUGAGGUUCACAUCAGCCACGGCAAAGAGAAAAUUAAGCUCCGAUCUCCCCUUCAGGUAGCCAACCACUGUCUAGUAGCAGUGCAGCUGUUCUACAAGAAGCUUGAUCUACAGACCCUCCAUGGGGCUAUCAUACCAGGGCUGGACGAAGAAGAGUUCACCAGUCUUGGCAUCAUCCAGCCCGAGGAGGUGAUGGACAUACCGGUCAUCGUCGCCUACCAUGCGGGCAUCUAUGCAUGUCCAGUUGACCAGGGACUUGAUCAUAUUGUUCAUAGGUACGGUGUGAGUGAGAAACCUAUUCUCUGGAGGGACCUUCAAGAACCAGCCGAGAUGUCAUAUCUUUGUCCUUCCACCAAGAGAGGGGCGCUUCCACCGUUUUACUUCAAGGUGAAGAGGAAAGAUGAGAAGAUCCCUCGUCCAGAGGGGUUAGAGGAUGCACCCUGUUACACCCUAAACCUCUACCCUCCGGUCACGUUACAUAACUACCUCCCCUAUGAUGUUGUCUAUACCUUAGAGGAGACAGGUCUGAAGUUCCUGUUGAGAGGCGACAAGAUGGCGAUAUACUCUACAGAUCUGACUGAGCCACAAAGCAUGAAAAUACAGGUCAAACAGUAUCUCUCUGCAAACUGGGAGGGGCAUCUCCCGGUUUCCAGGGAGAUGAAAACAACGGAAUCCAUCACCAUGGCAACCAAACAGGUGCACUCGGACCAGCGCAAGUACCUGACGCUGUGGGCCCAUAGCUCCAGCGAGGGAGGGUCAUGGGAUAUAUUCCUCUAUUCACCGUACUGGUUUGUGAACAAGUCAGAGCUACCUGUUGAAAUAAGGGCCUCUCGAUCAAGAAAGAUCUUCAGCACACACUCUUUAAGUGAUCCAGUUCUCUUUACAUUCUCAAACUCUAAGAGGAAAAAGGCCAAGCUGAGAGUGUUUGAUUCCAUCUGGUCAGCCUCCUUCUCAUUGGAUACAGUAGGGAGUUCAGGGGUCGUGACGUGUAAGGAUGAAGAUCAUGAAAGAACCUAUCAGUUUUGGCUGGACAUCCGUAUGUCACACCUUCCGUUCACCAAGCUAGUCACCCUCACACCAUACUUCCUUGUACACAACAAGUCUGACCAGGAGCUUUCCUACGCAGAGGAUGGGGUCAAAGCCGGGGUCUGGGUCAACAUUAAACCUACAGAGGUGCUUCCAUUCUGGCCCGGCUCUGAGUCCAUGAAGCUCAUCCUGCGGAGGUCAACGACCCCGGACAACCUGAGCUCACGACCUUUCCUGAUAGACACACCCUGUACCACUGUCCUGAGAAUGGAAAGAGGGACUGGUGUAACAGUUCAAGUCGAAGGAGGUGUUCAAGAACCUACUACUAUCACAUUCCUACCAUAUACCUCAGGACAUUCACCAGUCCGGUUAGAUAACCUGUGUGAUGACGUCAACCUUAGGAUAAAUCAAAAAAACAACGGAGGGCGUCACUUAGUUCGUCCACACCGUAGUCUGCUGUAUACAUGGGAUGAUCCGACUGCAGAAAGAAUACUCAUGUGGAACCUGUAUAAUAGGAACAAGAAGAGCUUUGAAUGCCUCAUCGACCAGGAUGGUUGGGGCAAGGUGACAGUUAGUUCAGAGAGUGUUAAUCGAAGCACUCUACCCGGUGAUGGGCUCUAUGUUGAAGGCGAUGAUGCAAGUGUUUAUAGCACUGAUGAUGAAGAAGUAACAGAACCCGAUGGUCUCCUGGAGCAUCCGUUGAUGAACAAGAAACAAAGAACAACCAUCUACUGGGUAUCUUACAUGGAUGGGCUGCAGAGGGUACUGGUCUAUACACAGAGCUCAAGAAUAGCCAGGGCAGCAGCUCAGGCCCAAGUAUCAGAGCCUGCAACCCUGGAAUUCCUAGCCUCUCUCCAAGGCAUGGGCGUGUCACUGGUCAAUGCUGCUUAUGAGGAAGUAGCCUAUCUGAGUCUGUUCAGCUCCCCGGCCCGCUGGGAGGUGGAGUCUAAGGCUAACAGGUGGAAGGCACUGGGGAUGGAGCUGACAGGGGUUUUGGAGAAUGCCUGGAAGCACGGACAAGAGGUCAUCAUUGAUGACGAUGGGACGAUACAGGCGGAUCUGAGAGCACAAACCAUUGCAAAGCCUGUUCAAGGAUCUUUGAGGAGAAUCCAUAACCCAGGAUUGUGGCUACACUUCAGGAAAUCAGAUCAUCAUCAAGGAUUGCAUCUAAAGAUACAGAAGAUACAGAUUGACAACCAAUUGUUUGAUGCGUACUUCCCCAAUGUAUUACAUGUGAAUGCCCUUCCCAAGGAUGUCCUAAAGAAGACUGGUCCCCGUCCAUUUGUUGAGGUGUCAAUUCUCAGGAGACAGAUGCCAGAGUAUGGUGCAGAUACUAUCAAGUAUUUCAAAGUAUUGGUUCAGGAGGCUAGCUUGAAGGUUGACAAUGGUUUCGUCCUGUCUGUAUUAGAUGUCUUCUCAAACUUACAAGAGGAACAAGAUGAGGUGCUAUCAUUACGUGCCGAUCUGAACUACAUCCAGAGCUCCCUGAAGGAAACCUCCAAGACCAUAUCAAGCAGUACUGCUAACCCUAUCUUCUUUGAAUUCUUCCAUCUCUCUCCACUCAAGUUCAUUGUGAGUCUCUCACUGAGCGGGGAACCACACAUAACCAAUGAGAAGCCUCCAUCCUUUCAACGAGAUCUCGGGCGUGUCCUACUGGAGAGCAUAGGAUCCACACUUACAGAGGUCACUGAAGUAGAACUCAAGCUGGGUUAUUUUGAGAGGAGGAAUGCCCUCUUGACGACGGCGCAGCUGACGUCAGAGGUUCAAGCUCAUUACAUCUCACAGGGAAUAAAACAAGCCUACGUGUUCAUCCUAGGCUUAGAUGUACUCGGGAAUCCCUAUGGGCUGUAUAGAGACGUCAAGGAGGGCAUCAGUGAUCUCUUCUAUGAACCGUAUCUGGGAUUGAUCCAGGGUCCAGGAGAGUUUGCUGAGGGUCUUGCCAAGGGUGUACAGAGUCUACUUGGACACACAAUAGGUGGGGUAGCAGAAGCAUUUGGUGGUGUGUCAGGAACCUUGGGCAAGGCCCUCUCUGUUCUCUCCUUUGAUGAGGAUUUCCAGAGGAAUCGAGAGAGACGUAUGAGGAGACAUCCAGACAGCUUUCCAUUCCAGCUUCUCAAUGCUGGCCAGGGUUUUGUCAUGGGGAUAGUCUUGGGGCUAUCAGGGGUUGUAACAUCCCCCAUCCACGGUGCCCAUGAGGAGGGUAUCAAAGGAUUCUUCAAGGGAAUCGGUAAAGGAUUGAUGGGUCUCAUCGUAAAGCCCCUCGGAGGAACCAUUGAUGCAAUCACCUUGGUCCUGGAAGGUGUAGAGAGGGCAGCAGAGGCUGGAGAGCAGGUCGUAGGUCGUCUCAGGAUACCAAGGUUCAUCAACCCAAAACAGGGCCUGACUCCAUACUCCCCAUACAAGGCUGUCGGUAACAGCAUCUUACACAACAUCAGACGCAAGGAAAUCUACAACACUGAUAUCUACUAUGCAUAUGCCACUGUGUCAUCGGACAGUACUCCGGAUGUGGUCCUCAUCACAACAAGGCGGGUCUUGGUCCUAGAGAAAUGCCGUUGGUCUGGAGGUUGGGACCUGGAACAAGGAGACCGGUUCAAGACCAUUCUCACCUUUCCAAAGAAAGAUGGCAAUAAAAUCGUCUUUACUGCUGUGCAUGAAGGGAAGCAGAAGAAGAGAGAGAUUGUUUGUCAAAAUGCAGAACUUUGUCAGUGGGUCCUCGUCAGGCUGGAAGAAGCCCUCCGCAAGUUCCAGCAGGAGAAAAAUCGGAUCGUGACCAUCUAAAAGUCCUGCUGGCUCCAAGGAGCUCCGUUCUCCAGGUAGGAUGUUGGAGAAUGCUGGAGACGAAGAGGGAGAACUGGAGGCAGCAUGAGGUUAUGAAAGGCGGUCUUUUAUAAAAUAAAUUGUAGCAGUUUUUAUGGGGAGUUUGACAAAUGUUGCUUACCAAGUACCAGGUGUUGUACAUAACCCUGAGAGGAAUUAGUCUCCAGGUGAGGUGCUGGAGAAUGCUGGAGACAAAAGAAGGAGAAGUGGAGACAUACAGAAUCAGACCAUGAACUAGCUAGCAUCAGUUUUUAUGGGGAGUUUUACACAGGUUACUUACCCAAGUAACAGUUGUUGUACGUUGACCAGAGAAGAACCAGUUGUCCGACCUACAGAGGUAAUGUAAUGCUCCACCUGUCAUAUCAUAUAUGGCAGUAAUUAUCUCAGGCUAAGCAUUGUCUGUGGUGAGAUCAUUGUCAAAUUUCAUUUGUGGGGAUAUUUUUCUCUUUUUUCUUCGUUGUUUCAGAAAGAAAAAAAGAUCGCUUCAUCCUAUCAGUAAUUUGGUCCAAUGUUUAAUUUCUUUUAAUAAUAUUAUUAGCUUUCAACUGCUAUGGAAAGUUAGAAGAAACCAUGUAAUUCCAUCAGAAACAUACAUGGUUCUUUUAUGUUAUGGCCUAAAUUUUUUUUAAUGUUCAUUGUUACAAAGGCCAGGAAAAUAGAUACAGAUUGAGAUGUAGAAUAUGCAAAGAACAUGGCAGACGAAAUAUAAUAAGAAGAUGAGGAAUGUAUGUACUUGUGAUUUGAAAUAUCUUGUUCAUUUUCAUGAGCAGAUCAUGUAGAUUGGGUAUUUGUUUUGUUUGCAUGUGCUUCAUGUUUGCGUACUUGUGUAUUUCUAUUACCUCAUUAUUCUGGCUUACAUCCCAUGACAAAAACGGUAGAGGGAAUGUCAUCGAUGCGAAAUGGAUGAUUGUUUCUGGUAAUGAUAAAGAUUUGUUUAUCCUGGAAUGUUAAGAACAGUGAUCCUCCUCAUGGUUAGGAAUUCCUGCCUUGCAUAUAUUUAGAAAUAUAUUUCUUGAAAGCCAUAAUUUCCUCUUUGUUUAGAAACAA